AUGCUGACGAGAGAAUUCAUCGACGAUAGUUUGUACAAUAACAACUACGGUUACUUCUCGAAACACGCCACCAUCUUUAGUCCCGGAGACCCGUUCUAUUUCAACGAGAUCGAGGACGGACCGGCGUUUCAUCGCAUGCUCGGGGAACGCUACGAGGAGUUCGAGGACCGGCUGGAUGAAGUCAACCCAGAUAUUUCUCGUCAGCUGUGGCAUACGCCCACGGAGCUUUUCCGACCCUACUACGGAGAGACCAUCGCCCGGUACCUGGUGUCGAACUAUAAGUUGACGCUGUACCCCUACCACGACCUGAUCAUAUAUGAAAUGGGUGCGGGAAAUGGAACGAUGAUGAGGAACAUUUUGGAUUACAUUCGCGACACCGAUCAUGAGGUCUACCAGCGGACCAAGUUCAAGAUUAUUGAGAUUUCGCCGGCGCUGGCAUCGCUUCAGAUGAAGAACUUAAACGAGUCGCUGGAUGCGGCUGGCCACCAGGACCAUGUGGAGAUUAUCAACCGCUCGAUCUUCGACUGGGAUACCUACGUUCACUCGCCGUGCUUCUUCCUGGCGCUAGAGGUGUUCGAUAACUUUUCCCAUGAUGCCAUCCGCUACGACCUGAAGACGGAGCUGCCGCAGCAGGGCGGCGUGUUGAUUGACUCCAAUGGCGAAUUCCAUGAAUACUACAAUACGCAGCUGGACCCGGUGGCUGCUCGCUUCAUGCGCGUGCGCCAGGCUGCGGCGCGGCGGAAGUUCCGCUCGCCGAUCCCGCCCAAGUACAAGAGGUUAUUCCGCAAUCAGGAGUACUCGCCGCCGGAGUAUAUUCCCACCCGACUGAUGCAGUUCUUCGACAUCCUGAACACCUACUUCCCGGGACACCGUCUGGUGUCCAGUGACUUUAACAUUCUCCCCGAUGCCGUGCCUGGUGUUAAUGCGCCCGUGGUGCAGACGCGGUACAAGAGACGGACCGUUCCAGUGACGACGCCAUUUGUCCACCAAGGGUACUUUGAUAUCUUCUUCCCGACCGACUUCAACACGACCGAAGACAUCUAUCGGGCCAUCACGGGCAAGCUGACGCAGGUGAUGAGCCACGAGGACUUUAUGCGCCGGUGGGCAACCAUGACGAUCCCAACUUGGAAACCGACCGUCCUCAAGAAACGCGCCGCUCAGUUGGCUGCCAUUCCGCACGGCUGGCGUCUCCCAGAGUCCAUUCUCGCCAAUCCGCCACUCAAUUCCCUUGAUGCUAUCCGCACUUGCGGCAUCCUCAGUGAGGAGGAACUGAGAUGGACGGAGAUAGAUGACAGUACCGUGCUGCUGGCCAUGCUGGCGACCCGGGAGAUCACUUCCGUUCAACUCACGACGGCGUUUUGUAAGCGCGCGGCCGUUGCGCAGCAGCUGACCAAGUGUCUGACGGAGAUUUUCUUCGAGCGGGCGCUGGUGCGGGCGAAGGAAUUGGAUGAUAUGCUGGAGGAGACGGGCACGGUGACGGGGCCGUUGCAUGGGUUGCCGGUUUCGAUUAAGGAUCGGUUCGAUGUCGAGGGGCUUGAUACUACUGUUGGCUGGGUAGGAUUAGUAGGCAAACCAGCCAAGAGCAACAGCAGUAUCGCCAAUUCACUCCAGUCAAUGGGCGCCGUGCUGUACGUGAAGACGAACGUACCGCAGUCUCUGAUGAUGUCCGAUUCCUACAACCACGUCUUCGGCCAAUCCAUCAACGCCUUCAACAACCAGCUCAUCUCCGGCGGGAGUUCCGGCGGCGAAGGCGCCCUCAUUGGCAGCGGCGGCAGCGUCCUAGGGAUCGGAACAGAUAUCGGAGGCUCGAUUCGGCCUAUGGCCCGGAGCCUCUCCACAAUCGAACACUUCAUGCAAUCCCUCCUCGACUCAGAACCCUGGACCAUCGACCCCCGCUGUAUCCCCAUCCCCUGGCGAAAGGACCUCGCCGCGAAACCCACCCGGAAACUCCGCCUAGGAAUCAUCUACGACGACGGAGUCGUCAAACCCCAACCCCCGAUUACCAGGGCAAUGCGCGAAGUCGCCCAGAAACUGCAAGACGCUGGCCAUGAAGUCUUCGAAUGGGACACCACCCUCCACAGCACCGGCACCAACCUCUGGACCAAAGCUAUCCUCGCCGACGGCGGCCAACACUGUCGUCACCUAUGCGAUAUUGUCGGCGAGCCCUUAAUCGAAGGGAUGAUCGUAGGGACUGAGAAAGACGAACUAUCCCUCCCAGAACGCGAAGAGCUCGAACAAACCAUCCAAACCUACCAAUCCACCUUCCUCAGCGCCUGGCACAUAACCCACAUCGACGCCCUCCUCAUGCCCGUAACCCCCUGGGUCAACUACCGCCCCAAAUCCUGGGUUCUCAGUUCCCAAUGGCUGGGCUACACGGCUCUCUGGAACCUGCUCAAUUAUGCGGCGAUCACGGUGCCGGUUACCAAGGUGGAUCGGGUUCUUGAUAUGCCUGGGGAGGAUUGGGUGGGGUAUCUGCCGAGGAAUGACGCGGAUCGGUUUAAUUGGGGGCAGUAUGAUGUCGAUUUGGUCCAGGAUAUGCCGAUUACGGUACAGAUUGUGGGGGGCAGGUUUGGAGAGGAGAAGGCUGUUGCGGUGGGGAAGGUUUUGGAGGAUGUACUUGGUAGGUAG
Messenger RNA from Aspergillus ibericus CBS 121593, 2628 nucleotides. Its product is annotated as amidase signature enzyme. NCBI's taxonomy places the organism in Eukaryota, Fungi, Ascomycota, Eurotiomycetes, Eurotiales, Aspergillaceae. The record is from RefSeq and is a predicted model, not a curated record. Bases 1 to 2628 code for a protein of 875 amino acids. The transcript is spliced from 10 exons.